Molecule: messenger RNA, 1671 nt
Organism: Microcebus murinus (gray mouse lemur)
Lineage: Eukaryota; Metazoa; Chordata; Mammalia; Primates; Cheirogaleidae
Gene: SLAMF9
Product: SLAM family member 9
Biological process (GO): plasmacytoid dendritic cell cytokine production; T cell activation
Cellular component (GO): membrane; external side of plasma membrane
Source: RefSeq, a predicted model, not a curated record
GCCCAGCCAGAACUGCUUUUUUUAACGAGGAUAAAAAAUUUCCCCCUUCUGAAUAUUUUCUCAAAUGGGAACAUAGCUAGCCUUAAACAGAAAGACUUCAUUCAUUCACCCAUUCUGAAGACGUCAACUGAGUGCUGACGUCAACUGAGUGUUUAGCAUGGGGGCGGCAACGGCGGGACAUGCAGAGGAAAUGGAAGGUGGCGUCUAUCUGGGGAUGAUAAGAUGUUUGUAAGAUCAAGUGAUCACAGCAACAUAGGAACUGCCGAGAGGGAGCUGGGGCAGACUAUGCUGGGAGCCAAAUGACAGGAUAGGGAGUGUUCUAAGAGUACGGGGCAUGUGGUAUGGACGGGGGUCUGGGAAUCCAGAAGGUGGGGGUGGGGGCUGGGAAAGCUUCAUUUAGGAAGUGGGAUUUUUGCUGAGUUUGGUGGGGCAACAUGAGUCAGUGGCUGAGAGAGAACUCUAUCAUGGACAGGGAGGGGCUUGGUGAGGAUGGAGGAAGUUAGAGGGCCGCUGGUUAGGGGAAGAAUCAUUUCCCUCUCCUUAGCCCUGCCGGACAGGAACUGUCUCUAGGAGUCUCCAAACACGGUCUUCUUCACAGCCCUGGUGGCCGAGCGAGUCACCUCUCCCGGGGCCAGGGCUGUUGACAUGGGGGCUCUUCCUUGCCUGUUCCUUUUCCUGCUGCUCGGGGAGGCCAAAGGGGACUCUGGAGAUGAUGUGGAUCCUGAGGAAGUGGUCGCCGUCCUUCAUGAAUCCAUCUACCUCCCCCUGGAAAUACCAUCCGAUGAAGAGGUCGAGGACAUCAUCUGGUACUCCCACAAGAGGCUUGCAAUUGUGGUGCCAGAGAAAGAGGGGCGUCCUGCUAACAUCACAGUGACCGACCCACAUUACCGGGGUCGAGUGAGCUUCCUGGAGCCCAGCUACUCUCUGUACAUCAGCAAUCUGAGCUGGGAGGACGCAGGGCUUUACCAAGCUCGAGUCAACUUGGGGACAUCCCAGAUCUUUGCCACAAGGGACUACGAUCUACGUGUCUACCAAAGGCUGUCAGAACUCCAAAUCACUGUGAACUUCGAGAUCUCUGGGGAACGCACCUGUAAUAUGUCCCUGACAUGCUCCGUGGAGAAGGCAGGCAUGGACGUGACCUACAGCUGGCUCUCUUGGGGGGACAACACUGAUACAGUCCACGAAGGCCCUGUCCUCAGUGCAUCCUGGAGGCCUGGGGACAGCGCCCCCUCCUACACCUGCAGGGCCAGCAACCCUGUCAGCAAUGCCAGUUCUCAUCCUAUCCCUGCUGGCUCCUUCUGUGCAGAUCCCGGAUAUCCUUCUGAGAAACCCUCAACAGCCUUCUGCCUCCUGGCCAAGGGGUUGCUCUUCCUAUUCCUCUUGGUAAUCCUGGCUGUGGGGCUCUGGGUCAUCCGAGUCUGGAAAAGAGACAAAAUGCCAAGGAUGAAGAAACUCAGGAGAAACAGAAUGAAACUGAAGAAGAGGAGGACGCCUGGCCCCAGCCCUGUCUGACUGCUCCGUGGGGACCCCAGUCCUGAGCUUUGAUUCUUCCAGGCCCCAGUGACUCCAUCCUCAGCUCCAGGGUGGGGGGAGCAGGGCUCAGGGGUGGGUAUCCAAAGGGCAUCCCGAGGAAAGAGUAUCUGGAAAUAAAGUCAGGUUAAGUGACCACUA